AGAGAGACACCGAAACCAUGAGAAGCAGAGGGAAUCGCAGCAACGGCUCUGGGAAUAUCCAGGAUUCUUUCAUUAUUUGCUUUCUUAUCCCUCUGUCUUCUCUAACGUAGUUCUCUCGUUCUGGCCCCUUGACGUUGUUAUUUAGUUUCUUUAAAAUUCCCUUCCUGUAUAAUCUACCUCUGUAAUCCUUGCUACCAUGAGAAUCGUGCGCAAAUCCGUCGUUCCGAACGGCUCCGGCAGCAUAAAGAUUGUUCCAGAGGAAACGGAUGACUUGUGGCAUGUUUAUAACAUUGUAUCGGUGGGAGAUAAAGUUUUAGCUGAUACCGUCAGGAAAGUUCAACGUGAAGUUGCUUCUGGCGGAAGGGACUCGGAGCGCGUGAGGCUCAAGCUGGAGAUUCAAGUGCAGGACAUAGAUUAUGACAAUGUGGCUUCAGUGUUGAGAUUGCGCGGGAAGAACAUUAUGGAGAACGAGCAUGUUAAGAUCGGGGCAUUCCAUACCAUAGAAAUCGAGCAGCAUCGACCGCUUGUUUUGAAGAAGGAUGUUUGGGAUUCGAUGGCUCUUGAAGUAUUGCGCCAAGCUUGCGAUCCUGGAGCAAGGGCUGAUUUAGCAGUUGUUAUGAUGCAGGAAGGUUUAGCUAACAUCUUGUUAGUUGGUAACAGCAUAACAACAACACGUUCUAGGAUAGAGGCAUCAAUUCCUCGGAAGCACGGGCCUGCUAUUGCUGGUUAUGAGAAGGCACUGAAUAAGUUCUUUGAGAAUGUUCUUCAGGCAGUCCUAAAGAAUGUUGACUUCAAAGUUGUUCGCUGUCUUGUGCUUGCAAGUCCUGGUUUCACAAAGGACCAAUUUCACAGUUUUUUGCUAUUAGAGGCUGAAAGACGAGAGCUUAGAUCGAUAAUUGAGAACAAGUCACGCAUUCUUCUAGUCCAUUCAUCAUCCGGCUACAAGCAUAGUUUAAGAGAGGUUCUGGAUGCUCCAAAUGUCAUGUCAAUGAUAAAGGAUACAAAAGCUGCUCAGGAGGUUCGAGCACUUAAAGACUUCUUCGAGAUGCUGUCUAAUGAUCCUGCUCGUGCUUGUUAUGGACCUAAGCAUGUUGAAUUUGCACAUGAAAGGAUGUCUAUUCAGACGCUUCUUAUUAUUGAUGACCUUUUCAGAAGUUCUGAUAUUAAGACAAGGCAAAAAUAUGUGAAUUUGAUCGACUCUGUCAAAGAUUCAGGGGGCACAGCACAUGUCUUCUCUUCCAUGCACGUCUCUGGUGAACAAUUAGCACAACUGACUGGAAUUGCAGCUAUUUUAAGAUUUCCGUUGCCCGACCUCGAAGACAUAGAGAUGUGAAGCUGGUUCCUGUAUUCUAUCCAUGCAAUAUAAAAGAGUUCCUAGCUUCUGUUGUCCCUGCAUAAAUGAUACAAAAGUAUCUUCUCCAUCCAAGCAUUUGUAGGCUUUAAAAUUUAUGUGCGGUUUUUCAUGUUAGUAAGAUUGCAAUAAUGACUUUAAUUUUGUGGAAUGCAUUUUAUUGUCCUGCUAUUAUUCUGUU
This is a messenger RNA of Nymphaea colorata (pocket water lily), 1532 nucleotides long. RefSeq names its product protein PELOTA 1. Bases 197 to 1333 code for a protein of 378 amino acids. The record is from RefSeq and is a predicted model, not a curated record. NCBI's taxonomy places the organism in Eukaryota, Viridiplantae, Streptophyta, Magnoliopsida, Nymphaeales, Nymphaeaceae. The transcript has 16 exons. Gene Ontology annotation, biological process: nuclear-transcribed mRNA catabolic process, non-stop decay; nuclear-transcribed mRNA catabolic process, no-go decay; ribosome disassembly. Gene Ontology annotation, cellular component: cytoplasm.